UAUUAUAUUUGGGUUAGUUCUUUGGGUUAAAUACACACGGUGUGAACAUAAAAUAUUUGGGAAACGAGAUGCCCGGCAGAAUGUCUGGAAGAGUGUCGUGUGGUCGCGAUUUUAAUUGCGUUCCAGACUGCAGCAGAGCGCUUGAUACAGCUUGCAAAGCUGGGUUUGACUAUGUGUGCCUGCCCAUUGUGAACCCUCGCUUCCGACGUGAGAAGAUACAGGGCCCAGCAUGUUCACGACCAGGUGCCCUUACAAGGUCGGAUCUGUGCAUGACCAGCAGCGAUUGGGGUAGUCUUGUUGUUGGGAAGACAUCACCAUGGUUAGAACUGGACUCCAAAGUGGAGCACAUACGCAAGAACUCAGAAUUGGCAUUGAAGGAGGAGCUGACAUAUGCGUCCCAUCUGGGCCUGCCAGCCAUCCUGAUCCCUCUGAAGACUGGACAAAUUGUCAACCUGGCACGCACCAUUAAUGAACAUCUGCAGGGGGGAUUCUUUCAACAGCAAUUCUGGAUCCAGGUGCCGACACUUUCUGCUGUGGACAGUGUGGAUGACAUUAUAGAGGGAGAGGAACAUUGCGAGGAGAGACAGCCAACUGAAGACACUUGGGAAUGGUGGAACACUUUCCGCACAAUGUGUGACUCCAGUAAGCGUGUGAGUGUUGCCCUGGAGCUGUCUGAGGACCUGCCUCCCUACCCCGUCUUGCAGCGCUGGCUGGCAGAGCCAAUCAAGGCAGUCGUGGUCUCCACUGGACUCUUCCUUACCAACAAGAAGGGCUAUCCAGUCCUCUCAAGGUCACACCAGGGAUUCCUCAGGAGCCUCUUCAAGUUGGACGUUCAGCUGAUCCUGACUGGGGCUGACAGACACCCAGAGAAGGGAGUGCACUCUUAUCAGCAGUAUCUGGACCAUCUCUGGCAGUCUCGCAGCCAGACUCGUCACGAAUCACAUGAAGAGUACAUGGACACACUUUGGACCUCACGGGCGACGCAGCCUACGCCUGACACCGUGACCCAGUUUGCGAAGGGCUACGAGGACUACCUACAGUGUCCCCUUCAGCCCCUGAUGGACAACCUUGAGUCACAGACGUACGAGAUAUUUGAGAAGGACCCCAUCAAGUACUCGCAGUACCAAAAGGCUAUUUACUAUGCAUUGUUGGAUAAAAUCAAACCAGAAGAAAAAGAGACUAAAUCUGUGGUGCUGAUGGUUGUGGGUGCAGGGCGUGGUCCACUGGUUAGAGCCUCCCUGGCUGCAGCCAAGCAGGCAGACCGAAUCAUCAGCAAGGUGUAUGCAGUGGAGAAGAACCCCAACGCAGUCGUCACGUUAGAGAACCUAAAGGAGGAGCUAUGGGGGGACAAGGUGGACGUAGUGUCAUGUGACAUGAGGCACUGGGAGGCGCCGAUCAGAGCUGACAUCCUGGUCAGUGAACUGCUGGGGUCGUUUGGGGACAACGAGCUCUCGCCCGAGUGCCUUGACGGGGCCCAGAGGUUUCUGAAAGAUGACGGUAUCAGUAUCCCGUGUGAGUACACCUCCUAUCUGGCCCCCCUUCAGUCCUCCAAGCUCUACAAUGAAGUGAGGGCCUCCAAGGACAGGGACAAGCCUGCAGAGUCCAACUUUGAGAUGCCAUAUGUGGUUCGUCUCCACAACUGUCAGAUACUGGCUCCACCUCAACCUGUAUUUAAGUUCCACCACCCUAACAAAGCGGAGGUGAUAGACAACAGCAGGUUCAAGAGUCUGGAGUACCAUGUGGAGAACACAGCGGUGCUGCAUGGCUUUGCAGGCUACUUUGAUACCAUGCUUUACAAGGAUGUCUACCUCAGUAUCCUCCCAGAGACCCACUCACCAGGCAUGUUCAGCUGGUUCCCUAUACUCUUCCCAGUGAAAUCCCCUGUGUACCUGAGAGGAGGGGAUCGUGUGGUGGUGGAUUUCUGGCGACAGGUCAGCGCCAAGAAUGUCUGGUACGAGUGGUGUGUACGGGAGCCCUAUGUGCAACCCAUACAGAACCCCAAGGGACGCUCCUACACCAUUGGGCUCUAACCAGAUGUUAACUGUUGACAUUCAUUGAAGAAGAAAAAAAAACCUUUUGUUUUCAUUUGUUUGUGUUGAAUUUAUAUUUGCAGCCCAUACAGACACCCCAAGGGACGCUCCUACACCAUAGGGCUUUAACCGGAUCUGAACUGUUGACAUUCAUUUUUAAAAAUAAAACAUUCUUCUUUUUUUUUCA
Messenger RNA from Dreissena polymorpha, 2217 nucleotides. Its product is annotated as protein arginine N-methyltransferase 5-like. The record is from RefSeq and is a predicted model, not a curated record. Gene Ontology annotation, biological process: regulation of DNA-templated transcription; peptidyl-arginine N-methylation. Bases 69 to 2030 code for a protein of 653 amino acids. Gene Ontology annotation, cellular component: cytosol; nucleus. NCBI's taxonomy places the organism in Eukaryota, Metazoa, Mollusca, Bivalvia, Myida, Dreissenidae. The transcript is spliced from 17 exons.